Molecule: messenger RNA, 14800 nt
Organism: Hemicordylus capensis (graceful crag lizard)
Lineage: Eukaryota; Metazoa; Chordata; Lepidosauria; Squamata; Cordylidae
Gene: ZBTB7A
Product: zinc finger and BTB domain containing 7A
Exons: 3
Coding region: 560-2200 (546 amino acids)
Biological process (GO): regulation of transcription by RNA polymerase II
Molecular function (GO): protein binding; RNA polymerase II cis-regulatory region sequence-specific DNA binding; DNA-binding transcription factor activity, RNA polymerase II-specific
Source: RefSeq, a predicted model, not a curated record
GGGGAGGGCCGGCUGGGAGCAGGGUCCCUUCUCGUCUGGGUGGGGUUGGGCGCAGGAGAGGAGGGGGAGGCAGCGGCAGCAGCAACCCAAGCGUGCCCUUGGCACGGAGAGGAGAGCGAGCCAGGGCAGCGUGAGACGUGGCAAGCAGCAGCAGGGCUGGGGGCUGCGAGUGGCUCCCGAUCCCUUCUCCUGCGCCCUCCCUCCUUGCCAAAGGACUUGCCAAGCCAGUUUGCAGCUCUGGAGCCCCAUGUCAGUUUCCCUUGGCCCCAGCAGAUUUUCCCAGCGUGGCGCCGGUGGCUGCUGCACCUUUAAGAGAAGGGAGGGACCCCUUUUUACCCUUAGAGAAACCAGGAAGGGAGUGCACACAGCAUCAUACGGGGCUUUGCAUCUACUGUUACAGUAGGGGCAGGAACAGCACAGAGAGAGAGAGGAGAGAGAGCUCAAGAGGGAGGGAGGACUGGAAAAAGCUGCUCAGGAAUUGACUCCAAACUCCAGGAAUCCCCCUCCUCUUCCUCCUGGCCCCCACACCCUCAGGACCAACAAGCCCUCUGGUGUCGGCAUGGAGGGUGGUGUGGACGGCCCCAUCGGGAUCCCCUUUCCCGACCACAGCAGCGACAUCCUGAGCAGCCUGAACGAGCAGAGGAACAACGGGCUGCUCUGUGACGUGGUGAUCCUGGUGGACGGGCAAGAGUUCCCCACCCACCGCUCCGUCUUGGCGGCCUGCAGCCAGUACUUCAAGAAGCUCUUCACCUCAGGGCUAGUGGUAGACCAACAGAACGUGUACGAGAUAGACUUUGUGAGCGCGGAUGCCCUCUCCGCUCUGCUGGAGUUCGCCUACACCGCCACCCUUACCGUCAGCACUUCAAACGUCAGCGAGAUCCUGAACGCCGCCAAGCUGCUAGAGAUCCAGGCGGUAAGGGACGUUUGCACGGAUCUCCUGGACAGGAAGAUUCUGGCCAAAAAUGACCAGAUGGAUACAGUAGAUCAAAUUGAUCAACGGAACCAUCUCAGAGCGAAAGAGUACUUGGAAUUCUUCCAGAGCAACCCCAUCAACGGCCAACAGGGCAGCUUUUCGUGGACCAACCAAGACUUGAGAGACCUUCACAGGCUCAACUUCCGCGGCCCAGAGGAGGAGGAAGAGCCGGAUUGCAAUGGCGUGGACUUCUACUCGCAGGCUGCCCUCAACGACAGACCAAAGGUGAAUGACUGUGACCCUGACAGCAACCACGCCAUGUGGCUGGACCGGGAGGAGGACGAGACCCAGAGACCCUUGUUCCCGCCUUCCCAGAAUGGACAAUUUGGCGGGCGCAGCCUGCCGACGGCAGCAGGGGAGGACGAGUCGGUGGCGGCAGCUCAACUGGACCAGCAAGAGGCGGGGGGCUCUCCCGCCUUCGUUCCCGAGGGAGGGGAGGGCGAGGAGGGCGACGCCCGGGAAGUGGACGGCCUGGCUGCCAGUGCCCUCUUGCAGCGGAUGAUCAAUUCUGUGGGGCAGCAGCAGCUGGGCGAAGAGGACCGCAAGGAAGACGACGGGGUCAUGGAUUAUUACUUGAAAUACUUUAGCACUUCCCAAGAGGGCGGCGACUAUCCGUCCUGGUCCCAGAAAGUGGAGAAGAAGAUCCGAGCGAAAGCAUUCCAGAAGUGCCCCAUCUGCGAGAAGGUGAUCCAGGGAGCGGGCAAGCUCCCGCGUCACAUCCGGACCCACACGGGCGAGAAGCCCUAUGAAUGUAACAUUUGCAAGGUUCGGUUUACGAGGCAGGACAAACUGAAGGUCCACAUGAGGAAACAUACCGGCGAGAAGCCCUACCUGUGCCAGCAGUGUGGGGCAGCUUUCGCCCACAACUACGACCUGAAGAACCACAUGCGUGUCCACACGGGCCUGCGCCCUUACCAGUGUGACAGCUGUUUCAAGACUUUCGUCCGAUCCGACCACUUGCACCGGCACCUUAAAAAAGAUGGCUGCAAUGGAAUCCCUUCCAGAAGGGGGCGCAAGCCCCGGGUGAGAGAUGUGGGCGGCAUGCCCACCCCGGCCGCUAACCCCGAAGACGGAAGCUUUGUAAAGGAGGAGGCACAAGAGGAGGCCGUCACGCCGCAGGAUGGCCCAGAACAGCACUUUGAAGAUAGCUCUAAUGCCGAAGCGGCGUCAGGAAGUUUGAAUGUAGCGGGGGGGUCAUCUGAGGGUAACACACAAGGACUCUCCUAAACCAAAAAGAAGGUGUCACAAAAUCUAGUUAUAACUUUCCUCCAGUUCCUCUUGGAAAAAAAAUGGUUUCCUCACCCUUUUUGGGAAAAAAAAUUAGCCUUAUAGGUCUAUAAUAUAUCUCUGUUUGUGAUCUUCCCGUAAUAACCAGUUAUUCUAACCUCUUGUAGCCACGGAUUUUUUUAAAGCCCCCCCCCCCCGAAAAAAGAUGUUUAGAAAGUGGCCAGGGGUAGGGGUUGGGCAGAUGUCUAUAAAACAUGAAAUUAAGCUUCCAGAGUUUUAGUUUGUUAAAGUUUUAAAACUAUAUAUAUAUAUACACACACAACACACACACAUAUAUAAGAUAUAUUGGAGAUGUUUUCUAUUUUAGUAAGCUGAAUGUUCCAAGGGAACUAACAGGGAAGUCAGUGUAUUUGCUACCUUCAGAAAUGGAGGGAGCUUUAAAAACAAAUUUCUUCCUUUCCCCCUUCCCUCGCCCCCAGCCUGAAGUGCUCAUUUUACUUUCUGUGACUGUCUGUGGGGAAGUUUGUAUCCUUCUUUGAGUUUCAAUCCGAUUGUUUCUUCAAGUCUGUUGGGCUAGAAUUGCAGGCCCGUUUUUUAAAUUAUAGCCAGUGAAUAAUGUUGAGCAGAGAUUGGGAGGGCUUUGAGUUUCCUGAGGAUCCCUGUUAACUCCUUAUGCAAAUCCAUAUUUGAAUUAUUUUGACCACUUCCUUGUGAGCCAUAAAGGAGUCAGCAGCCCACACUGCUUGUUCGCAAAAUCUUGUGGGGGAUACAAUUCCAUCCAAUAAAUCCCAAACUCAGAAGACCCCUGCCCUGCCCUGCCCAGCCCAGCGUAACUGCACUGUGCUUUCUGAAAGGCCCAGUGAAGCUGCACUGUGCUAUCUGAAUGGUGCUCCCCUUGCUCUCUUGGGGAGAGGUUUAAGUGAAGCUCUUCAGUGAUUUCUCCCUGUGGCACAGUGGUGGUGAUAGUGGUGGACUGGGUCCACCAUCUCCACCCUGAGGGCCCUGGGAACUGUCGUUCUGUAAAGAAGUUCCAAGAUGCCUCCCCCCACAAACCUGGGAUUCCCAGGUUCCUUGAAGGAACCUAUGACAAUUUAACACUUAAAGUGUUCCGCUUCAAUUGCAGUUCUAAGCUCACUUACUUGGAAGUAAGUCCCAUUGAAAUCAGUGGGCCUUACUUCUGAGUAAAUGUGGGUGGGUCCGCACGGUUAGGGUGUUUCACCCCUUGCCCGUGGAUGCAAUUCUCAAAUAACUUCCUUUGGAGGAAUUCUGCUGAAAGCAAUGGGAUUUCUCUCAUAUGCAUUUGUUCAUUAAUUGCAGCUGGAAUGGGCCCCUUGGCGUAUGAAUUUUAAACUUGAUUGUCUAGUUACUAUUCUGAAGUAGUUUGAAUGAAUUUAAAAACUCUUCUCUGCAUUUCAGUAGCCAGCAGUAUUUUGCUGGAUGCUGCUGACUUUGAUGCGCCUUCUGAUAUCUUUGUCAGCUAAAAGUUCAUCGUUAGUAUCACCGGGUUGAUAAAAUGAAACCAAAUUCUGAGGUCAUUGGGGAAAGUUACCAUACAAAAGUUGGGGUUAAACUACUGCAAUUUUUUUACUAAACUCAGUGCUUUGAGUUUAAUAAGCUUCCCAUACAAGAUUUGUUGAAGGGUGUCCCAUUUUGCGAACAUACUUUGCUCUGUACUCCUAACAGGAUGUUGCCUGGAGAAGUUGUCCUCUUCCAACAUUUCCUUGCGUCCUUUUAGAGACGUUCUGGCGUCGGUCCCAGUUUGAAGAGGUGACUCUAAAUUUUCCAGCAUCUUUGGCCUAACUAGAAACCCAAGUAGACACUCCAGAAACUGUCCAAAAUGAUCACAACCAAUGAACUUGCUAUAUAAAGUUCCAUUUUGACUAGGCCAAACUCCUAGGCUGUAGGCUGCUGCAGCCAGGAGUUAGGCCUCCAUCAGCACCUCCUGCAACUCCCUGAGCUGGGCAAAGUGGGAUCUUUGAAACACAAUUCCAAGAAAAUAAAUUGUUCUGGAGGAGUGGGGAGAAUGCUGUGCCUUAAAAUCUCUAGGGAGAGAGUUCACGAGCACCUCAGGCUUGGAGGUUUGUCCUUCGUCAGAUGGGCACCUGCUUCUUAAUGCCCUGAGACUCUGUGGGAAGCAACAUCUCACCUGUGGAGAGGGACAAUGCAUGUGAUUGCCUGAGGAUAUGGCGGCACCAACCCUUGGUGGUGGCACGGGGAGGGAGUCUCUGAAUCCGAAUGGCCCCCAUGUUUACAAUCGCUCUCCCUUCUGUCUGGCGAAGUACAAUUCCCUCAGCAUUUCCUUCUUCCCCCAGCCCCCAAUUCCCUCUUUUGGUACCACAUAUAUGUGGGGUUGGUCCUUGUUAUAUGGAUGGCAAAACACUUAGCACAAGAUAAACGAGUACUCAGUAACCCAUUAUAUCGAAAGUGUUUGUUUUGCAAGCAAGACAAGCAUCCAUAAUUCCUACCCAGGCCUUCAGCUUUUGAGAUGUUUCCAUGGCCUGCAUUGCAUUGAGGUUUCUAGCCCAGUUUUGGGGGGUGACCCACUGAAUCCCGUUCCCCCACCUAUGUAGGAGUAGCCACCUGCAGUUAAAGCAGUGGUUGUAUCAGGUUUCUAAAAAGGCACAGAAGCUCCCACUAAGCUAAAGAACCAAGGACAUCUUUUAGCCAUUUCAGAGUUUUAUUAAAUGCACAGUUUAAAAAUGACAUAAAGAGAAAGAGAGAUAUUAGUCCUUUAUUUUGCAAGCACUUUUUGAGAGUUCUUUUUUAAUUUAAUAUUAAAAAGGUGAACCGUUUUGGCCGAAUGUAAUUUGAAUAGGGAGUGUGUGUGUUUUGUGAGAGGCGUGGGGCAGGGGGAGUUAAAAAUGGGACUUGGGUGGGAAGAUUGAUGUUUUAUUUAAUACAGAAAAAGCAAUAAAAAAACCACAAAAAAAAUAAGAUUAGAAACAAAGAAGUCUUAGCACUUUGAAAUGGAACGGGUACUUUGAAAUCACUUUAUCUUAAUUUAAAUAUAUAUAUAUAUAUUAAAAAGAAAGAAAAAGAAUAUGUUUACACGUCGAAACCAUCUUCUAUGGAAAGAAAUUUAUUGUUGUUUGUUGUUUUUAUUAAAAUGAUUCCGAAAAUUGAAUUUAUUUUUGUAAGAGAAAAACAAAAUGUAUAUAUAUCUAUAUAUUGAGAGAGCGAGAGAGACUUAAAUGGAAUCCACUGUUUUGGUUUGCGGAUUAAUACGGAAACAAAAUACGGGAGGAUUGAUGUUAAUUAGAUUCUGUGACACAGCAAAAUUAAAAACAAACAAACAAACCCUCGGAAGUGAUUUGCACUUCGAAAAAACAUAAAAUAUAAAAAAUGGAAGCUUGAAUUUUUAGGCAGGAAUCAUGGGUUUAUUUUAUGUAUGGUUUUCCCCCCCCCCCUCUUCUCUUUUUUAAUUUUCUUUCUUUUCUUUUUUUUAAAAUGUCUUAUAGCCAGUGCUGGCCUGUAUGUUUUCCAGUUAGUUUUCCCACCACCCAAUCCCCACCCCGGCACCUUCUUCAACUAAAGGGGGUUUAGACAAAUUAGUUUCCUGACCCCCUCCCACUCCAGAUUCCCCUGCCCCCAUGACUUUCUGUUGCUGGGGGAUUUGAUCAAGACAGAGUUGGAGAGGAGCUGAGAAUACACUUCUCCACUGGAUGUCUGUCCAAAGAUUAUUCUGGUGACCAGGCUGUAGAUGCAAACACCCUACUCCUGUGCACAUAAAUAUCUCCUCCAAAUAAUUUUUAUGAAUUUGAUUUUUGACCAGCUCGCUUUCACAUCAACUAGGAAAGAGAUGCCAAUGCAUAAUGAAUUGGAGAGCCAGAAAUUUAAUCACCAUCCCAUUUCCUGUGGGACAUGAGAGACCUUAGAAAGCGAUAGGAGGCCAGAUGUGGAAAGACAGCACAAGGCCCUACUUGAAUGUUUUCUGUAAAAAGCAUUCUCUGCUUUUGUAUUUUGGUGAGUGGGCAGCUGCUGGAUACAAAGAUUUUGGCAAACACGAGGUUGUGAAUUGGAGCAGAUCCGCUUUAAAAAGAUGGCACAGCUUCUGGAUCAUCCCAUGUCCAUAUCCAGAAGUGGGUGCAAAGACCUUGUGAUCCCUUAACUCUCAGAAAGUAUUUCUAAUCACGUCUCUCGCAAACGCCCUGGGGUUUUAAAAACUGAAUAAUGUGCUUGACCAAAUGAUUGUGCUCCUCUCCCAACUCUGCCCCUCUUUGAUCUGUCUUCCCUGUCUACCACCAAUCUGGCUUAUGGAAAGAAAACUGAAGGAGGUCCCGGGGACUUGGGUGGAUGGAUCGGGUCCCGCCACCACCACUUCACUCUCCUUCUCUUCCACAGAGAUCCCUGGCUUAGCACUGACUAAACUAUUGCAUAUGCAAAAACUAGUGUGGACUUUGUAAAUAGAUAGCUACAUGAAGUUCUUUAUUGUAAUCAAAAGUUGUGGUAUCUCUUCCAGUUUGUUUUACACCUUUGUCUCCACCCACAACUGUUCAUGUUUUGUGUUUUCUCUCUCCCCCUCCCUCCAAAGUCACCUCCAACCCUCAAAGGUGGGGGGGAGCCUUUCCUCCCUCUCCCCACUGCCCAAAACGGACACUGUAAAGAUUUCUCAACAAAGUCAGGGAUUUUUUUAUUGUAGGGAUGAGAGAAAAUUUGAGCACCAUAAGCCUGAUAAGAAAUAGCCAACCCUUUUCUGCCCCAACCAUUCCCCAGCUCACUUGUCCCUGUCUAUCAUAUCCAAUUUGCUUUUUGAGUCUGAAGUGGCCCACUUUGUGAAUUCACACAAUGGCUGGGAAACAGUGAAAGGUCGUUUUAGCCGUUUUAGAACCAGCUUGUUUUCCUGCGUUGAAAUUGGUGUCUCAGAGGGGACGGGCCAUUGGGCUAGAUUGGCUUUCCUUGCUGAAGCUCCCACAGAUUCUAGAAUCUCUGUGUAUCAUUCCUUUGAGUCUCAGUAAAAUGGCCUACUAACAAAAGAUUGGGCUUGACCCCGUAGAUUUGGCCCACCCACCAACUGGUCUGAUAAACCAAGCACCGUCUGCUUGCAAGCAUGUUCUCCUACAUGUUCUUUCACCUUCCAUUUCCCAUCUUAGAGUUUGUCCGUUUCAGUCUUUAGAGUUAGGUAUGCUAGCUGACCGGGGUACCAUGUGGGGCAUAGCCACCCUACAAUGUAAGCUGGUUUAACAGGCAUAUCCUCCUUCCAAAGAGUCCUGGGAAGGGCAGCUUCUGUCCAGGGAAUCUCUUAACAGACAAUUUUGCACCUUCAACAACCUACAGCUCUCAGGAUUCUUUGGGGGGAGUCAUGCCAGUUCAGCUGCUAUUAAGCCAAUUCAGGUUUUUAGUUAGAACUGUCCUUUCUCCACCCCUCCUGUACUGUUUUCCUGAACAGAGAUACCGCACCUUGUUCAUAAUGAGCGUUUCCCUUUCGGGGGGGGGGGAUUCAAUGCGCAAGACUUGGGAGUGGGGCUCAGCUUCAAGCAUCGGUGCUGGCAACACUUUAACACAAGCCUUGAUGUGUUUGCACUAAAAAGAGAGAGAAUUGUGUACCUUCUCCGUGUAGGGAGGCCCUCGCCUCUGAAUACGUUCUGCCUUAACCUUCGUAAUCUCCCUUUGUACAAGCGACGAUGAAAAAAGGAUAUCUUUGCAUGCAGGGUCCCCUUCCUUGAAUCACAUACUGUAUAUAAAGCAUUUGAUUAAUUUUUUUAAAGUUUUAUUUUUAAAGAAAAAUAUGCAGGUUGUGAUAAAGUGUUGCCAAAGAAACUGUUGAUUUUUACCACAUUUCAGGAAGAAGAAAAAGCUUAACUUCUGAAUGACAUCAACAACAAAAUACAGAUACAAAUUUUUUCCCCUUUACUGGCUUUCUUUUUCUUUUUUUACUUGAUGUCCAACCAGCUGUCAAUGUAAUAUCAGUCAAGAGGUUGAUGCUCUGCUUUUCAGAGUAUGUGUGUCUUCUCCGUUUGUUUCUUCUGCAGCUUUUUGAGGAGUGGUCUCUCCAUGCCAGUUUUGCUGACCUUUGACUUGCUGUAAUCAGAAUCUUGGAAAACAUUGCAAAAUUCAUCUGGGAUAUGAUUGGGAUGAGACGGGGUGGAGGAGAGAUCAUGGGAAUAGAAAGGAUUCUAUCUGGCGGGUCAAGGGAUGAAUAAAGAUUCCACCAGAGAUUUGCAGGGUUGUGCAAUUUGGAGAGGCAAAAUAUUGUUUUGCAUCUCCAGAUAGGAAGCAUCUCUAGCAGCGGAGGUAGGACACCACUUUCCUAUUGCCUACCGGAGUCCCUGGCUUGGAAGAAAAACACGUCUUGGACACACAAACUCUGUUCUUGCCUUUGAUCCUGUCACAGAAUUUCAUGACCUCCAGCCCCUCUGGGCCUUUAUCUGUAAGCUGCUCCCUUGACGGUCCUUCUGCAGGCAGCCAGCAUUGGGCUUCUUCCAAAGCCGUAUAAUCCAUGUGAAUGUAAACAAGAGAGGUUGUGAAGGGGUUCAAGGUCAAGGGGGCAGCUGUAUUGAGAACAGUUGGAUAGGGUCAGAGGGAGGGCAGUUUGGCGUCCAGUUGAUGAGAUUAGAAAUGGCAAAUUUCUAGCAUAUUCUAUAAAUUAUAUAAUGCACUCUACUCUCUCUGGGUUGGGAGAUGGGUCUUGUCAUGGGAUGGUGGCAUUUGAAACCAAGGGUACAACUUGUUGUGACCCAGAGUGGGGAGUUGGCAGAAGCUUAUGGAUGGGAGAGUGGAGUGCCUUCUAAGGUUUCCUGAAUAUUAUUCUGUAACCAUGACAUGUAGCGUUCCCCCUCCCCCCAUCCCCUGCUAUGGAAUUUUUGUCCAUUGCGCCCAUCCCAUUUUUGCUAUUUUUCAAAAAUGCUGGAUCCUCUGACAAGACCCUCCAGUUCUAAGCAUCACGGCCAUAUAAAAUAUUCUCCUCCCUUAAAAAGCCAAGAGAACUUUUGAGAAUUUCUCAGUCCAGUUGGGAAGAUGAACAAGAUACCCAGGACCAAGUUUCACAGGUUUAUGGCCACCCUGGUUUCCACCUCUGGGGUGGGAAGUGGAGUGUCUUCUCAAAGCAUGGCAAAUGGUUGACUUACCCCAUGUCCAUCACUUGGUUAUGGUCUUGGACUUCAGAAAAGAAGCCCGGAUUUGGGGAAGCUGCAUCAGCACCACCCCAUCCCAUCCCAACCCCACCAAAAAAGAAAGGAAAAGGAAAAGGGGGGGGAAAGCCUUAUACAUUAAAGGAGGAUACAGCAUAUUGAAAAAGUUAAGGACUUUCCUUCUUUGCACUAAUGCUGCCCCAUUGGGGAAAUUGUUCUGUUGCACUUUUUAAAAAGAAAAGCUUUUGGAAACUUUUGCAUGGGCAAAAGACGACAGGGACUUUGGAAGGCUUUUAGGUCGCAAAUGGAUGUAUGGAAAGGGAUUUUCCCUACAAGAAAGGGGCUUCCUUUUUUUAUCCCCCUACCCCUUUAGAACCUAUCCUCUUUAUCCUUACUUCCCUUUCCACCCCCAAACAUUUCAUAAAUAGUUGUAAGAAAUAGUCUUUUAAAUUGGAUGAGUCAGCCGGGGAGGGUCCAUUUGCAGGGAGCUCCCUGUUUUCUGGAUUAGAUUUGGUGCGUUCUUCUCAUCCUUCUUCAGACACAGUUCUUCUCUUCUGCAGGAAAGACCCAAGGCGCAAUCCCUCGGUGUGCAUUCUACUCUGUUCUAUGAGUACCAGCUUGUUGAUUUCAGUCUCAUUCUCUUUCUGCUCCCAAUUUUUUAGCUUGCUUAGAAAGUUCUCUGUUCAUCCAUCAACCAGCUUUGGUAUUCUCCCCAGGACAGGCAGCCCUUCUGCUAUUUAAAAUGGAUCUAUAUCUAUAUAUUUAUAUUUUCAGCAUAUGCCGAAAGCUUUAUUUAAGUUAAGAGGAAUACUUACCUUUUUAAAAAAUAAAAUUAAAUUAAAAAUUAUUUUUCAAAGAGCAUUUCAAAGAGCAUUUUGUUUAGUUGUCCACAUGCUUCCUUAGGUGAGUACUUGUUUAAAGAAGCCCUUUUAUCCUGUGGUGAAUGUUAAUAAGAUGAUAUACUGAAGCUAUGUUUUCUAAGAAAAAAGAGACAGUUUAAUUCUGGGAGUGGGUCUUAAAACUCUUGUCCCCUUUACCAAAAAUCUAAUUAUUUGGAUACAGGGACGAUAAAAGGAGAGAUUACAGAUAUGGGCCACUUUUCAUAUGUCUUUAUUGCUAUUAUUAUUGUUGUUAUCUAUAAAGAGAAUAAUCUAUCCAGAGCACUCAAAGUUCUUUUUUUUUUAAGAAACAAACCAUAAACAACUAAUCUACUUGUUGAGUGAGGUGGAUAAAGCACAGAAAAGACAUUCCAUGGAUUGUAUGUUUGAUAAUUCUUUGCUAGAAAAAAUUGAAAAGUUUGGGAGAUGAGUACAAAUAUAUAUAUAUAUAUAUAAAAAUAUAAAUAUAAAAUGCACUUUUGGGGGGGCUUAAAAUAAAUAAAUAAAUAAAUAAAUGAUUAGAAAGAUGCAACAGUUCUUUCAUUCAUGUAUAUGACCCACUUUUUAAUUCAUAAUCCUUAUAUUUGAUCGCAAUUUUUUUAAUUGCUCCAAAAAGUUUGGUAUUCCAAACUGAAGAGGUGAGAGAAAGAUCCAAAGAACUAUUUAGGAGGCAGGGGAGAUCUGAUCGAUGUCUGACUCAGAUUUUUGACGUGUUUCCCUUGAACAGCAGAAUUCACUUGUCAAUUCACAAAAUCAGUUUGCAAAGGCCUUCUCCGUUGUUCAUCACGUGGGGUGGGCUUCUGUUCAAGAAGCACAACCGCAAAGUUCCCUUGUGGGCAUGGUAGUCCUUUGGGUCCCAGCCAAAGUGGCAAAGUAGCUUCUGUGUGGCUAAGAAAUGAGUUAGAACUAUGGGUAAAAACUGAAGCCUGCUGGUUCCCGCUGAACAUCCUUCCUCAGAAAUCUGUUUUGAGGUUGCACCCAAUCUAAUUUUGCAGCGAGUCAACGGAGGGUCCUGUUCACACAUGAGAUUAUUUCUGAAAAAACACCAAAGCCGCUCAUAUUUUUGAAUACAUCCACACAAUGAGUGGCUUCAUGCAUAAUGCAGCAAAUAAGUAGGUGAUCGCUGCUGAUUCCCGCCAGGAAUGUGUUCCCACUACCACCGCCAUUUUUGUGAUAUCUGAAGCUGCCAUUUUUGGGUGGAGAAUGUCAGUAACCUACCUCAGCCUGACUUUGUCAAGCCAAUUUCAGAUGUCUGGUCCAGAAUGCUGGGCUGAGGUGCGUAACUGACAUUUUUCUCUCACUGGCUUCAGCAGUCACAAAAACGGUAGCGGGAACACCUACCCAGUGGGAACUGACAGUUCUCCCGUACUUACGUGCUGCGUUGUGUGCAAAGCUUCCCAUCGUCUGAAUGGAAACUUGUGAAUCUCACUUCUCUGUGUAUUUCAGGGGCUAGUUUUUGAUAUGUGGGUGUGACUGCAAAACUGAUCCACAAUUUGCCAUUUUGCAGGUGCUGGAGUCAUCCCUGCAAAAAAUGGGCCUUUAGGAGUGAUUUUUAUUUGGUCCUGCAAUGUUUUGCUUUGGCACAUGGGUUUUUGAUGUGGCAACCUGAUCUUGUGAAUUGUCUGCUGCUUAGGCAAGGUCCCAGCUUGCUUCAUACUGGCUUAGGAUGUUUUUUUCAAGAUGCAGUGAGACAUGAGCUAGCUGCACACUGGGGCAUUCGCAGGGCCGUGGGGCUACUGCCUCCAAAUCCACUUGUAACUUUGUGCCACGUGGAUGUGCUCAGAUGCCCAAGUUGGGGUAUGGAGCGGAAACUGCUUGAAACUGCCUUUGAGGGGUGACUCCCUAACAUAGCAGUUGGCAAAAGCAGCCCUAAGGCUACAGUCGUCUACAUACUUACUUGGGAGUAAGCCCCUUUAAGCUCAUUAGGACUUACUUCUGUGUAAAUGUGCAUAUGUCUGGGUUGUACAUUAUAGUUUUGAUCCCAUUCACUUGCCUUUCCCCCUUGCAACCUGAGGUCUAAUGGCGCCAGGCACUCACUCCCAUCUGGAAUUCUCUCUUCAGACCUCUCCACAGAAGAGGUUGCCAAGAACUUUGCUUUCCAUUGUGCCGCUGGCGUAUGGAUCUGAGAGAACAGGACAGGAGCCCGAGUUCAUUGCCUCCGCACGGCUCUUCUUUGCACAGUCCUCUUCCUUGGGUGGGCAGAUGAUGUCGGUUUCCUCUCCCUCUUUUCCCCAGUCCAAGCCAACCCCAACAUCCCCAUGGCCUUUGUAUGUACUCCCAAAUGCAACUGGCACAAAUUCUUGCACUUUUGUGGCAUCAUGGUGCCAGAUGUAGCCUUGCCCAACCCAAUCUCAAAUGGCUAACCAUUCCAUGGAAAAAUGAGAAUGUUCUUUCCCUGCCCUUAAAUAAAUUGCUUUGAUCUCUUCCCACACACCCAGUUGUUAGAUCUGGAGAAGGAUGCUAAGGAGGGUGAAAAAUGAGGGUCGGGAGAGGCUGACAAAGAGGUACAAAUUCAUAAAGUAAGUAUUCCUUGUUUAGUUAUUGUCUUCCUCAUCCCCCCACCCCCCAUGAAUCUUCUCUAGCUUGACUGUGUAGGGCAGAAGAUAGAGGUGUUUUUUAAUUCCCUGGCUCCUGAUUGGUUUGCGGGAGAAGGGAGGAAUCUUUGGACAGGGCCUCUCACUGUGGCUCCUAGUUGGAUCCUAAGUCAUAGGCAGAAGAUGACCAGACUCUAUUGACCCCUUUCAACUCUGGGACAUUUUUUUAUAGCUUGGAAAGAAUUCUCUUUCCAAAAUCCUAGCGUAUAAUCAAGCCAUGAGGUUCUUCAACGUGCUUCUGAAAGCACUGGAAGAAGGAAGCCAUUUUCUCCCGAUUCCGCUGUGCCUCGCAACUUUGCUCUAAUUAACUCUGGCUCGUAUCGGACAGGUUCCCUCUGGAGAAGAGUUGGGACUAUCAUCAUGGCGGUGCUAUUUGUCUGCCCAAUUUCUUUCCCCUGGAUUGGAACCAGUGAGCCUCCUGGUAGCCAGACAGUUCCCAUGUUCUAUGGUCCUGCUCCAUCUGAGAUAAAUCCUUGAAUAAGAAAGGCGGGUGAACCUCUUGUCACAAUGAGAGGUUAAGAGUGCAAACCAAAGACAGACCAAGUGUGUUUGUGGAGGAUUAUUGAAGAUUAUGGUUGAGACAUGUCCCUAAUAUUUUAAUGUCCCUAAAAACUGAUGGAAAGUGUCUUCGUGCAAAACAUUGGGGAUGAUAUGAUGUAAUUGUAGGUCCCUAUCUAUAUAGUAGGGCUUCUCAUAUUUCAGCCCCCAGAUGUUGUUGGUCUACAGCUCCCAACAUCUUGGGAGACCCAAGGUUGAAAACCCUACUAUAUACAAUGGGCAACAUAUUUAUUGCAACUUUAAAUUUAGUAAGACCCCCCCCCCCACAGCCCCGCCAUCAGGGCAGCAGGUCUGUUCACCUUAAUGAAAACUGUCUUAGGAAAUUUCAAGCCUCCCUACAUAACUAUGGCUUCUCUCCCACUUCUCUCCCUCAACGGAGUGAAACUGGUGAUAAACUUUGAGAUAAGUAACAAAGGAAUUUCAGUGUCCUUAAACUAAGGAAUGUCUUCCCAACACACUUAUCCUGAUUUGAAACUUGUUUAGCUGCCCAAGAGAACCCUAGAAAUUAUUAUUCUUUGUUGCCCAAGGGUUUUUUCACAAAACUACCGCUCUCAGGGUUAAGUACAUGUGAGCAAAUUUCCUUAGGAAAGCUGUGGUUGUUUCAAAACUCUGAUACUUUGAAGGACAGAUGUAGCCUCGCCACUAACAAUUCUGUGUUUCCACUCACAGAAUUCCAGUUCUGUGUCCUCACUCACAGAAUCUCCCAAUCCAGUAUCUGCCGUGUAUACUUCUUGGCCCAAGAUGGCUUUCUCCCACCUUCUGUGUGUGUCAAAACUAACUAUGUCUUUCUGUGGUGAGUGCAAAUAUUUUCCCUUUCUCUAGAAAACAAAAUAAAACCCCUAAGCUCAAAGCAAGAAGCUGCUUUUUCAGCUUACCUGUUUGUCUGCUCCCUUCACACUGAAUCAUCUUUUGGAGCAAGAUUUUCCUCAUUGGAUUCUUCAAUGCACUCUUUCCUGCAGUAAGUACGCAGGCCUGUUCUCCCCACCACCUGCACAAAUUUUCUCUGAAGAUGCUAAUAGAUCCUGUGGACACAGGAGCUAGGUCAGGUUUUCUCUCUGCUGGGAAACAUCUAUUUCUCUCCUACUGUUCAUAUUCUUCCUCUCUGUGUCUUUUUCUCUCUCUCCCCGUAUUCCUUGACUGCUGUAGAAACCCGCUUGAGGAAAGUUAAUUCAGGAAGGGUUGAGAAUUUGUUGGGAGGCCUUGGGAUUUUCUCAUAUUAAAUUUUUAAAAAUGUAUUUUUGAUGGACACCCAGGUCACAGUAUCCAACACUAAUUUCAGGCUUGGGAUGAGAGAAAUAUCUUCUCUUUCCCUGGAUCUCUUGUGUUUGUUAACAGAACAGCAAGAAUUUACAAAAACAAGAAAAAGAGUUGCAUUUGAUUUUCUUCUAUUGUUCAGGAUUGGUUGUUGACUAAAAUCAAAUCAAUUGUAUGUUCUUUUCCAUAUAUUGUACUGUAAUAGAGAACUGUUCAUUUUUUGCACUAAUAGAUUUCUUUUCUCUCGAA